GGCGGGCGCGCUGAUCGCGUGUGCUCAGCGGGCUACCACAGUGCCGCCGCAUUCCAGCCCGAGUGCCGCGGUACGCUGUCGCCACGGAAUUGGGGCUGCCGGCUGUCAGAGGUUCACUGACCCGCCCGUGGGCCUGAAUGGGAGCAGCCCCCUGCCCGCCACCGUGCUGCAGCUCAGCCAACCCGCGGCCUCCUCCACGCUGGGACGCACCUGAGGUUUGAGGACCUCCGGCGGCGCAAGGACUUGCGCCUCUGGUAGCCGGAAAAAAACACGCACGGUGACCAGUAUGCGGGUGGCCGCCGCGCUGGCCCUGCUGUGGACCACGAUGUGCGGGACGACGCUCGCCACGUCGCAAGAGCGCCAGCAGGCGUCAGCGCUGCGCGAACGACUGGAGCGCCAGGCCUGGUCCCGGUGCAGCAGUAGCGCGGGCUCGGCGGCUCGGGCGCCCACGGCGAUCAUGGGUCCCGCGGCGGUCGAAACCCCCCCGCGGGUCGUUUCUGGCGGCGAACGCCAGACGCGCCAGGCCGAUCCCGGACCGGAAGCAGGUAACCGGGCCGCCUACCUGGUGUCGGCCACGGGCACCCUGGCAGCCGAAAGCACCGACGCAGGCCGCCUUCCGUGGCGACACUUCAGCGUGGCUCUGUGGGUGCGGCCCGAAGGUGGACAGCCUCAAGAAGCGGUCAUCCUAGAAGCUCGCGACGUGUGUUCCCCGCUGAGCGGCAAGCGCUGGUCGCUCCAGAUCGACGGCGACGGCCGCGAUGGCGAGCGCAGCGGCCACUUCGCGCUGCACCUGCAAGCGGCCCGCUCGCAGGAGACGUCGGUGCUGCGGAGCCCGGUGCCGUACUCGCCGGGACGAUGGCACCACGUGGCUGUGUCCUUCGACGGGGCACACACGCGCCUUUUCGUCAAUGGCGCCCAGGUGGCCGUGAGCAGCAAGCAGAAGAGCAGCAUGUUCCAGAAGUCUGGAUCAUCUUGUCGCAGUCUGUCGCUAGGCGGGACCCGCAGCCGCCAUUAUCGGGGCCUAGUGGAUCGGCUGCGCAUCUGGGGCCGUGGCCUUCAUCAGGCACAGGUGCACCGCGACCUUUGGCAGCCGGAGGACCCGCAGGGGGCCCUAAUCGUGGACAACUUCGAGUCUCUGGACCAGUGGGAGUGGACCAGCGGCCCGGCACACUUGGUGCAAACCCCUACGCCAGGACGCCUCGAGGGCAUCCAGCUGCAGCCGGCUCCUUGUGGCUUCACCGUAUGCGACGACCCUGACAUGGUUCUCAGCUAUCAGCGCCACUGGAGCCUCAGGGCACCUAAGAGACUCAGGUACAGGGUUGUCAACGUCAAGAACUCGGACGGAUCUAAUCCAACUGUAACUGAAGAGCAGAUUCAGAGGCAGCAUGUAGCUCUAAACAGAGCUUUUGAGCCAUACAACAUAACUUGGGAACUAACACAGGCGUCAGUGCUGAACAGCUCCUUACGACGAAGGCAGGUAACCCUAGGGUGCCCAUCUUACAAUCUGGGCGAUGGCAUCUGCAACCCAGAUUGUCAACUUGUGGCCGGCGACGGGGGUGACUGCGACCCGCCCUUGGAGUCAUGUGACCCCACCAUGGUAGGCGAUGGCAUUUGCCACAAGGCGUGCAAUCAGGCUGUCAGCAGCUGGGACGGUGGAGACUGCUGCCUCUCGAGCGACAACAAUGGAAGCUGCUUGGACCCGGCAUCGCCAAACCGAUCUUACAUCGACGUGAAAGAGUACAAAGAAUUACUUGGCCUGAAUAACACCAUGCAUAUAAACGUUCUGUUUGCACACUGGACAGACAAGGAAAUUAUUGGAAUUGCUACUUUCCCUUGGGACAAGGAUGUGUUUGCAGUUCUAGGUGGCGUCGUGGUGCAGCCAGAGCAGUUCGGACGCCCCGGCAGCUUGCACACGCUGGUGCAUGAGCUGGGACACGUGCUGGGCUUGUGGCACGUGCACCGCGGAGUGUCCGAAGUGGAGUGCCAUGACCAGUGCCUCGAGGUCCGCGCCUCGCUGCUCACCGGAGACCUGUGCGCCGACACGCGGCCCACACCUCAGAACUACAUGUGCCAGGACCCGCCAGCCGCCGCUGCGCGUUGCGGGCUUCCUCGCUUCACGGAUACCCCGUUUCACAACUACAUGGGUUACGCUGACGACACAUGCACGAAAACGUUCAGCGCCCAGCAGGCGGCACGCAUGCACUGCUUCGCGGACCUGAUGUACGGCGCCUGGCAGCGGACAGAGCAGGCGUUCCGGCCAGGUCAGCCGCCUCUGGCGCCUGCACCGGUGGCCGUCGAGGGCCGCAGCGUCACCCUGUCCUGGGUCCCGCCGACAGCCAGUGUGCAGAGGGGCGAGUGCGCAGCCUGCGACGACAACCGCUCCCUGACGCAGUUCGCUUGGCGGGCCGCCGACGGCGCCGGCCCUAGGGAUUCCUGGGAGGCUCGGCAAGCCACCGGAGCUCCGGAUGCCGAAGCGUGCACGCUAAGCUACAACGCAUGGCUACCAGCCGCCGAGUCGUGCGAUGAACCACGCGACUGCACGCUCAGCCUAGAGUUCGAGCACACGGUCGUGCCGUCGGCGCUCUCCAUCUGGCUUCCCUGGAACUCACGGCAGGGGCUUCGAGAACUCGUUCUCUUCUACGCCGACGGCUCACAAGAUGUCAUCAAGGGCGUGACAGCGUACUGCGACAUGCCCUUCACCAUGCCCUUACACACUGACAAAGAACUUGUUAAGAUGCACGCAGUCGCCGCCAGUCCAAUGGUUGCGGUGGAUGCAGUGCAGGUGACGUCGGCGGCGAACCACGCGUCGUGUGCGACGUGCAAGCCGCUUCGUUAUCGUGUUUUCCGUAAGCCGCCUUUCUCUUCAGCGGACUCCAAGCUAUCCGAUGGCCUUCGUUUCACGGACAUCGAGGUCGAGGAGGGAGCCGUGUACCAGUACGAAGUCCAAGCUUGGAUGGGCAGCAGGAGCAGCGAAUUGUCUCCUGCUCUUCUCUACACACACGGCCAAGGCUUCUGCGGGGAUGGAAACGUUGAUCAAGGGGAAGAAUGUGAUGACGGAAAUACUUGUCCAAGUGACGGCUGCGAUCCGAAAUGUCACUUUGAAAAGAAGUUUAUGUGCAAAGGUUCGCCAAGCAUGUGCUACGCCUACGAAGACGAUGGCGUCUGCGAAUCUUCAGAACGGGAAAGUAACGUCAGGGACUGCGGAUUCUUCACUCCACCCGGAUUUUUCGACCAGUGGGCAUCUUCUGUUCACAUUGCAGCUGACAUACUAAGGACCGAUUGUCCUCCAGAAGCGAUUCUAGGUCCUCCGCCAAAGGAUCAGAUAUGUGGCCGUGACCUCAGCACCAACCAUUCGUGGCACCCGUGCGACGUACCUGAAGCGUCUGCUUACACGUUGAUCGCCUCCUUCGAGAGACCAGUGGUGGCGGUGGCCGUGCAGGUCUACAUCGCGUCCGAGGGUCUGGCUACUCUCUCCUUGCCUUUACUGACCGUGGAACUGCUUCACGACGAGAGCUCCACCGGAGGCGACCACCAGACCGUCUACGAGUUCGUCGAUUCGCGACGCGUGUCAUGUCGGGCGAAUCCCAUCGAAGUUCGCGUGGUUCAUGACCUGACUCAGCCGUUCCGCCUUACUAGGUCCGUACGCAUCAACUUCACAGCUCCAGACAUCUCGAUAGGGGCCGUGCGCCUGAGGUCCUCUAGGACUCUGAACCCUGUGGCCGUGUCCCAUUGUUCUUCCAAGGAGCUCUACCACCCGGCCCUGGAGAAAUGUGUGAACUACAGCUGCGAGAGACCUCGUUGCGCCAAGCCUUCCAUGAGGAACGCCCGCCUCCUGUGCGAGGGGGAAGAAGAGGGAGACACGUGUGUGAUUCGCUGCGACGAGGGCUACGUUCUCGCCGGCGACGACAGUGGCGACCGUCUCAUGUGCAACGGCGGCACGUGGAUUGGCUCAGAGAAUCUGUGCAAGCCGGUGGACUGUAAAACGCCGCUGAUUGCGCACGCCGAUCCGAUGUGCACCGACGGUACCACGUUUGGCAAGACCUGCAGCUUCAAGUGCAGGCCACCGGCCAGGUUUAAAGGAAGUGCCGGGGGUCAGGCAAGUAUUGUAUGUCAGAAGGACGGCCGCUGGUCCGAGCCUGAGCACCAGUGCCACGUGUCUUGCCCAGCGCCGUCUGCUCCUCCGCACGCCGUCAUGGCUAAUUGUCGCGGCUCCGAGCACCUCCACUUCGGCCACAAGUGCCGGUUUCACUGCAAGACUGGAUACCACGUCAAAGGCCACGCCAACAAAAAGAGAGCCUUCCAUUUGGUGUGCAGCGAGACCGGCGCGUGGACCGGACCAGCGUGUACCCCAGUAGCCUGCCCAUCAUUUCCGUCCGUGUACACAGGGCUUUACAGAUGCACAGACUCCUGGUACGCGGGCUCUAUCUGCACCCUCACCUGUCCGGGCACACCCACUACAGCAGAACUAAGGUGCGAACUGGAUGGCGUUUGGAACAGAGACCCUCCUGUGUGCAGUUUUAGCCACCUCAGCUGCCCUGAACCCCGAAAUCGCUCGGGUGUCAUCCACUUUCGUUGUGCUACAACGAGCGUUGGUUCAACAUGCAAUGUGACCUGCCAUCAACCAGACUACGAGCCGGUGUUUUCCCAAGACAGCCGGCAUCUCUCACUGGCGCAGGCCAUCGUCUGCUCUGGGGCAGGCCUUUGGCACCCGGAUACGGACUCUAUAGAAUGCCGGCGCAAGUGUAACAAAGAAUACAUAGGAGACGGCUGGUGUGACGCCGCUAACAACCAGGAGCAUUGCGACUGGGAUGGUGGGGACUGCUGUGCCUCCACCGUGGCUGGUCAUGUGAUAAAGAGCUUCCCUCCCAAUUGCCCCGUCGACGAGUGCGUUUGCAAGGACCCGCGCGGCCGCCAGUGACUUGGCAAGCUCUGUGCGCUUGUGUGUGUGACGCCGCCUUGCGUGGAGGACCACUGUCGGGCUCGCUCGCAAAAGGACGUUAGUCACAUCGCCACGAACUUCGUUAGCCUGAAAAUAAAUGAAAUGUUGGGAAGUUUAUUCCUCCCCAUUCCUGAA
Molecule: messenger RNA, 5074 nt
Organism: Dermacentor andersoni
Lineage: Eukaryota; Metazoa; Arthropoda; Arachnida; Ixodida; Ixodidae
Product: pappalysin-1-like
Biological process (GO): proteolysis; cell surface receptor signaling pathway
Molecular function (GO): metalloendopeptidase activity
Source: RefSeq, a predicted model, not a curated record